GGUACAUAACUCUAUACGACAGAAAACUUCCUGGUGUCUUGUGUCGGCUACUUUCGACAUAAUACCAUUAUACUGUAACUCGUGUCACCAUGAAUAACUCGAAUGGAAUGUCAGUGGAUAAUAAAACUGACCUCGAUAGUAUUGUUACAAAAGCGUUUUUAGAUCUUGAAGAAAUAGAGGUCAAUCUUUAUAGGGGUUCCAAUCUGUUCCGUCCUGUUGGGUCACGAAUUGUGUUUGGAGGGCAAGUUGUUGGUCAGGCUUUAGUUGCAGCAAUAAAAACUCUGCCUCCUGACUACCUCGCACACAGUCUGCACUCAUACUUUCUCAAAGGAGGAAGUUAUGAACAACCAAUUGUGUAUCAUGUGGACCGAACACGAGAAGGUAAUACUUACUGCAGUCGAAGUGUCAAGGCUGUUCAGAAUGGGUCACCCAUUUUCACCAUGCAAGCCUCAUUCAAGAAGGAGGAGUCAGACCCGUUUGAACACCAGUUUACAAUGCCACACGUACCUGAGCCCGAGAACUUGAUGAACACAACUGAAAUUCUACAGCAAGUAUUAAAGUUUCCAAAUAUCAGCCAACGUCAGCAAGAUUACAUCCAUAAGCGUUUGGCUGAGGAUAUUACGGUGGAGAUGAGGCCUGCUAACAAGGAUGAGUAUAUAAUGCAGAAAUCUUUGGCACCAAAACAGUGUACUUGGGUGAGAGCGAUUGGGCACAUAGGUGAUGAUGUCCAAAUGCAUCAGUGUGUCGCCGCCUACAUAUCCGAUACCAUUCUGCUGAGGGCUGCAAUACUGCCUGCAGGAAUGAACAACGCCGUGUCACCAAAGCGCUUCAUGAUGAUGUCUCUUGACCAUUCCAUCUGGUUCCACAACUUGAUGCACACCAACGAGUGGAUGCUCUAUGAGGCUGAAAGUCCAUUUUGUGGUGGGGGAAGAUCUCUGGUCCUUGGUCGACUGUGGCGCAGAGACGGGGUGUUAGCCAUGUCAGUGGCGCAGGAGGGUGUCAUAAGAACUCUCAAGUCACAGUUAUGAUGGACAACAAUCAGCCGUAAUUUAAAUAGAACAAUAUUAUUUUAAUAUGUAUUAAAUGCUUUAUUAUUGCAAAGAAAUGUCAAAGAAAACCCAUUCGAGAGUGUGUAAUUAAUUUUACAGAUGAGUUACGUGGAACUAGACAUCGUUCAGCUUGCCGCUUGAAAUUAAUUUCACAGAUGAGCUACCCAGAUGUAGAUAGCAUUCAAUUUGCUGCUUGAAUUGUACAGUUGUUGUGUCCUAGACGAUUUCUGGAUUGUCUUCUCAGUUGGUCCCUAAGAUAUCUGACUGUGACAGUGUGUUGACGUAAUCUCAUGUUUACAAGAUAUCGGUCUUCACGACGUGAUGCUAAUUUUAGCAUACCACGACGAGGGCGAUUCUAAAUGGAAUUGGUCACAUGAAAAGCAGCCCCACAGUCUGCCAAUAACACUUGGACUACUUUCCAGUUCUCUGUGCUUAUAAUCCUCUGAUGAGUGAAACAUGGGAAAGGUGAAGAUUUGGAUGCCAAAACUACGCAAGGACUACACAGACUGCGCAUGCAAUCCACAAACAAGGUCAUAAAGUGCUGACAUGUUGUUCGUGAGAUGUAUUCACUUUCAUUACACCUCGUUUAGUGUUUCAGUAUGACAUUUUUUUUAAAUCAUCCAUGUACUUCGUUAAUGAAGAUGAUUUG
This is a messenger RNA of Gigantopelta aegis, 1698 nucleotides long. RefSeq names its product acyl-coenzyme A thioesterase 8-like. The transcript has 6 exons. The coding region runs from base 90 to 1028 and encodes 312 amino acids. Gene Ontology annotation, cellular component: peroxisomal matrix. Gene Ontology annotation, molecular function: fatty acyl-CoA hydrolase activity. The record is from RefSeq and is a predicted model, not a curated record. Lineage: Eukaryota; Metazoa; Mollusca; Gastropoda; Neomphalida; Peltospiridae. Gene Ontology annotation, biological process: acyl-CoA metabolic process; fatty acid catabolic process.